This is a messenger RNA of Coregonus clupeaformis (lake whitefish), 1493 nucleotides long. RefSeq names its product ubiquitin-like protein 7. Lineage: Eukaryota; Metazoa; Chordata; Actinopteri; Salmoniformes; Salmonidae. Gene Ontology annotation, biological process: ubiquitin-dependent protein catabolic process. The transcript has 11 exons. Gene Ontology annotation, molecular function: polyubiquitin modification-dependent protein binding. The record is from RefSeq and is a predicted model, not a curated record. Gene Ontology annotation, cellular component: cytosol. The coding region runs from base 87 to 1229 and encodes 380 amino acids.
AUUACUUCCGCCUUGGUCAGCGUGAUUGUGGACCACGUGACUAAACACGGAAGCAGAUAGUGUCAACAAAGCAAAUCCAAUAGCUCAUGAUGUCGGAGUGGCACCUGUCAUUGAAGCUGGUGGAUCAGCCCAAAUCCACCUUCCACUUCCCUGAGACGAUGCCUGGAGACGUGUCUCCCGGCGGGUACCGAGUUUCUACUCUGAAACAGCUCGUUGCAGCACAGCUCCCUGAUUCCUUACCGGACCCCGAACUCAUAGAGCUGGUACACUGUGGUCGGAAGUUGAAAGAUGACCUGACUUUAGACUCCUGUGGGAUCCAGCCUGGAUCCACCCUGCACAUCCUCAAAAGAACCUGGCCCGAACCAGAGAUCAAUCCAGAGCCAGUGAACAGGACAACUGCAGCCAGGGAGUUCCGUGUGCUGCAGGCAGCCCUCCACUCCAACUCCACCUACAGAGAGUCGGUGUUUAAGAUGCUGACUAAUAAGGAGUCUCUAGAUCAGAUCAUUGUGGCCACGCCAGGACUGAGAUCUGACCCGGUAGCGCUAGGAGUGCUCCAAGACAAAGAUCUAUUUGUGCAAUUCACAGACCCUAACAUGCUGGAUGUGUUGAUCAGUUCUCACCCAGCCCUGGUCAAUGCCAUCAUCCUGGUCCUCCACUCAGUGGCUGGCAGCAUGCCUGCUCAGUCCAGUGCCGGCUCCUCCCGCAACGUCUCCUCCAGCUCCUACAGUGACAUGCCAGGAGGGUUUAUGUUUGAGGGCAUGUCUGAUGAUGAUGAAGAUUUCCAAUCGGGCAAUCAGGCAGGCCCAUCCAACCGAACCGGGGGCCCAGCAGGAAUGCGUCCUGUGUCCCUUGGCCAUAGUGGAGCUACAGGCCCUCGACCCAUAACACAGAGUGAGCUGGCCACUGCCCUGGCCCUGGCUAGUACUCCUGAGAGCAGUGCUGUUACUCCCACUGCAGGGGCUCAGCAGGACCCCUCAUCUGGAGUGCCUCCCACGCCAGCAGGGACUCCUGUCAGCAAUGACCUUUUCAGCCAGGCGCUGCAGCAGGCUCUGCAGGCCUCCAGCAUGUCCAGCAUGUCCUCUCUGCAGGGGCGUUGGCAGUCCCAGCUGCAGCAGCUGAGAGGCAUGGGGAUCCAGGAUGAGGAGCUGAUGUUGCGGGCGCUGCAGGCCACAGACGGGGACAUCCAGUCAGCUCUGGAGCUCAUCUUUGCUGGAGGGCCAGGACUCUGAGCCAACCCAGGGCCCUGAGAGAGGAGAGUGCUGGGGGAAACGUCUCUACACAGGCCCAAGCUGAUGGCACUGGUCAUUCUGCCAUUGGGCUGUGAUAUGGACACUUAUAUGGACACAAUGCUUCAGACAUGAAGACUUCUCAUUACUACUCCUCUACCCUUUCAUACACAGCCUAAAUGGAACAACCUUUAAUGGCUGGAAAAAUAUUUCUUCUUUUUGUUUUUGACUUGACUUGUAAUAAAGACAAACAAUGUACCUUAUCUA